AUGAAGGUUAUCAGGCAUGAAAUUGACCCGAAGGGGGAUCUCUUGAUCGUCCUCAAGCACCCAAAUACACUGAACUUGAUGCCGGAUCCACCCACCAAACAUGAGUCCUAUCGCCCACCUCAUCCCUAUUACGAUGACCCAUCUGACGACGAGGAAGUUGAGAUUGAGUUUAGAGUCUGUUCGUUGCGUAUGAUCCAAUCUUCCACGUUAUUUAAGAAGAUGUUCGGGGGACCAUCGAAAGAGGCUGUGGAGGAGGCAACCGCUUCUUCUCAUCUUCGCAAAGUAUCUGCGACUGACUGGAACGGGGAUGCCCUCGCGGUUGUACUCAAUAUUAUUCACGACCGCACCGGUGAGAACGAUGUACCACAAGAACCCAGCACUUUCCUACUCGCUCAUAUAACUGUCAUCGUGGACAAUUAUCGGUGCGAGGAAUGUACACAUAGUGGCAGCUAUGUGACAAUGGGAGCGAAAUGUCAUAUGUCAUCGAUCCGGGGAUAUCGUGAACUUAUUUAUUUCACGGGUUUUCUCAUGGUACUUUUACCUCAUCUACAUAGCCAAACGUGUCUUGGAGAAUACUCCUGA
Molecule: messenger RNA, 582 nt
Organism: Fusarium venenatum
Lineage: Eukaryota; Fungi; Ascomycota; Sordariomycetes; Hypocreales; Nectriaceae
Source: RefSeq, a predicted model, not a curated record